AUGUACCACAAUUUUGUCCCUCUGGCGCCGCUGUAGUUUAAUCAGUGGUAGUUUGAUCAAUGCGUGUUUAAUUGUGUUGACAUCAUUCACUCUGCGUGGUGCGGUUCAGUUUGCUAAGGUUUAGUCUAAAAAUAUAUAAACUAUGACUACAGUGUAUACAGACACUGUUCGGGUGUAUUAUUAGGGGCUAAAGUUGCAUUUACGGUUUUUUUUUUUAUUAUCGUUAAAAAGUCAUAAAAAACGCCAAACUUACACCUUGAACAUCAGAAAAUGCGAAGAAACAGGUUUAAUUGAUUACAAUACCAAAUGACUUCGAUAACAACGCGGGAAAAAAAGUUCUGUUAAAUUCUCCGUCUAAAAAAAUAAUAUCAACUUUUAGUUUUGUACACGACUUGUAAAAAUAUACUAUACAAUAUGUUAUGUUUUGUAUGUGGUAACUUGCGUCCGAGUUUAUUAAAGUGUUUUCACAGUGUUGUUUAAUGAUGGGUGCGGUAUAUUAAAAUACUGAAGAUUUUUUUUAGGCACAUUUUUUUCCGAAUCUUUCUUUUUUAACGCGACAUUGCUGCUCUAAAUAAAACCAGGGGUCGUGUGUCUGAGAGUCUGUUCAGUUUGAGUGAAGUGCCUUAAAAAAAAAUGUGUUCAAACCUCGCACGGAAAAGUUUUGCAACUCGACGUACCUGUUUCUAAUUGACAGUCGGGAGCGAGCCCGGAUGUCGCCGGUACCGGGCCCUGCAGUUCAGAGGGUCGGGUCCGGGAUGCGCCAUCCCUGGGUUCUGGUGCUGUUGCUUUCGGCGGCGAAUUCAAGACCGCUGGAUAUCUGUGAUGACGGGAAGAGCUUUCUGGACGUGGAUCUGCCCCCCCCAGAAGCCUACCAGUGCCCCGGGCCUCACUGGCCCCUCCCGGACAAGGAACUUUCCAGCGUGGACAAAAAAUAUCCCAUACAGCCUGCCUCGCACAUCUGCAUGGGCAAGCCAAUCAAGUACAACGAGACCAUCCCCAACAGUGGGAGGAACCGUCCCCAUUGGGCUCAUUAUGGAGAGUACCUGUACUGCCCUCCCCAGCGCUGGGUGCACAAUCUGGAGCACGGCGGGGUAGCGUUCCUGUACCACCCCUGUGCCCCUCCCACCCUGCGGGCGAGCCUGUCUGCCCUGGCACGCUCCUGCCUCUUCAAGCACGUCGUCACGCCGUUCUCCGGGCUGACACGCGCGCGGCCUCUUGCCCUGGCCGCCUGGGGCCGCACUCUGGAGAUGUCCCAUGUGACCCUGAUGGAGGCUGCUGAUUGGCUGCGGAGCAGUGUGAACCGGGCUCAUGAGUCAGAGAUGAGAGAGGACGGGCUGUACAAUUUCCUGCUGAUCCGGGGGUCGAAGGUCGUGUCUGACGAGAACGACAAAGACGUGUGUCCCAGAGGAGAGGUGCAGGCUCAGAGGCAGCAGCUGUUUACAGAGAGACUGCCACCAUGGAGGGAUGGAAGAGAAAGAGGAGAGAAAGAAUGGACAGAGGAGAGAGGGGGCUGGGUGAGGAAGAGAAGAGGGAGGAGAAGCGUGAUAAGGAGGAGAAGCGCCAGGAUGAACGAAACAAAAAAGGACGAAAAAACACAAAACCCCCUCGCCCCCUCUCCUGCUCCGCCCGGUGCGGGGGUGAAGAGAAUAGAAACUAACGGGACCGUCGGGGGAACCGAGGGAGUGAGACAGCCCUCUAAAGGAGGAGAACAAAUCCAAACCCAGAACCACCCAGGAGACGAGAGGGGAAGGGAAGAAGGGAACGAGACUGACUCGCAAGGAGGAGAGAAUGCAGCAGGAGGAGGGAAGGAGGCAAGCAUGCAAGGAGGGGAAAAGAAACGCAUCGAUGCCGGGAGGAUGAUAGUGAAAGGAGGAGAUGUGAAAAAUGAAGGAGGGAAGGCGACAGGCUCAAAAGGAGGUGAGACGGGAGAGCGUGGUGAAGCGUCGGAGAGGACUCCUGUGUGCCCUCACAGCGCGGCCCCCCAUAGGCAUUGUGACUGCAGUGGCGGGGAUCAGUCUCAGGGUGGCGCUGCAGUGGCAGGGAGCAGGUCGAGGGGCAUGCAAGACCCCACUCUCCGUACAGAGGAGGCUGCCUGGGCUGCAGCUGCCCUGGGCUUCCUGCUGGUGGUGCUCACGCUGUCCAUCCUGCACACCCGGCUCUACAGGAGAUGCCAGAGGGGACCCAGUCUGUACUGGGCAUCGCCCAGCUUCCAGGGAUACGACACUGUGGCAGAAGUGAUCAAGAAAAGGCUAAAGAGGGGAGGAAAGAGGAAGAGACGGGUUUACAAGUCCAGAAAGAGGGAGGAGGAGGAGGAGAAGCGUGCGUUACUGAGAGCCUUCAGCAGUGAAGAGUCCGACUGACAAACCCCCCCUUCCCUCCGAUGUGCCAUUCAGACUGACUCCACCUCUCUCUCUCUCCCUCCCUCCCUCUCCUCCACCAGUGCCUUGGUUAGUCAGUAUCCAAAGAGGAAGCCAGGAUCUUGUUUUAAGUUUUUAAAUCAGGGUCUGUUAGGGAUUACACUCCUGUUUUCUGGGUCGUGGACAAAAGUUUACUAAAGUGGAUCUCCUACACAAUGCAAUUUUAUUGUCGGUGUUCAUUUUGAUGUCAUGGGUCUAAAUCGUACACUUUUUUUUCCCUCUGUCAAAAGGUACCAAAAAAACCUACAAAAACUCAUAGUAUUGUUUUGAAACAUAUUUAUUUUGGAUAUUUUAAAAGCACCUCCAGUUCUAGGUCUCUUAAUCUUCUCCUGGAGCCGAGGAUGAAAGUGACCCGCAGGAUCCUUAUAGGAACUGCACAACAAGGGCUGACUGGGUUUGGACAGUGGAAACGCAGAUCAAGUGGACCGGAACUGUACCCAAAGCGAACCGCCCUGAAUGGAACUCGGAAACUGGACAUAGGUACUGACUGGCUAGAUCCUGUUUGUAGUUCAUUAUUUUAUUUUAAAGUAGAACUGUAAUUAGCUAUUUUAGAUGGUACAAUAAAUAUAUAUAUAUAUAUAUAAUUACACACCUUUUAAAAAAAAAAGAUAUUCUACUAUUUUUGUAAUGUUUUACAUGUAAUGCUUGGUUUUUUUAUGCAGCCCCUUUGGGGUCUGGGAUGGCAGACGCGAUUGUUUUUUAUUUGUUAGCCUCUUGUAAGAGAAAUCGAGCAGCAACACAACCCUGUAUCCUAGAGAGCUUUACAGCAGAGGGGAAUGGGUAGUGGAGUUGCAUUACGCCCCGUCUGAAGGACUGCACCAUAGCAAAGCUAUGAGGAUACAGGACAGGUUUGAAUGGAGCGCUGUGCUGUGGUCUGUGCAAUUCUGCUUGCACUGCGGUGAGGCCACAUUUUCUUUGUCUUUUUUUAUGUUGUAACAUUCAGCUUGCUGAUAGUCCAUAUGCAAAUACACUAAAGAACAUCGUCUGAUUUGCAUGAAUAGUUGAAUAGUCAGCCUGUUUUUAAUAUGUUCCAACUUCUGCAGCCUUUUGAACCCGCUGCAUUAAUUGAGCUUACUGGACUGGGUCUUUUUUCAGCACGUUCUGCAGGUGAGUUUGCCUUCCAAAAACCAAACAAAUAAGGGAAUCUAUUACCUAUGGGGCCUGACUUCUUUCUGACUCACCUUCUGCGCACACAGGUUAAUCUCUUGACACUCCCCUGCCCUGUGCCAGAGGUCAGGUUUCUUCUCCUUGGUACACAGCAAACAGGGAACGAACAACCCAUACACAGACCGCAAUACAAACAUUACCUGCCUGUCCUAGACAGCGUCACCUGUUCGUGUGUUUGCCCAUUCAAGCCGGAAAUUCUCUCCCCGGCUCGAUAGAGGAUGUGCACAAUCUUGUAACCAGAAGAUGCCACGUUGCCAGCAGCAGCAAUGGGCAGCGUUGUUUAUAUGUGUUUCAGUGCUUCAACAUUGCAACAGAUUUGUUAAGGACAUUGUUGAUUUAAUUGAUUAAAAGGUAUUUUUUUUGUGCCAAGUUAA
This is a messenger RNA of Acipenser ruthenus (sterlet), 3958 nucleotides long. Its product is annotated as tumor protein p53-inducible protein 13-like. Lineage: Eukaryota; Metazoa; Chordata; Actinopteri; Acipenseriformes; Acipenseridae. The record is from RefSeq and is a predicted model, not a curated record. Gene Ontology annotation, cellular component: cytoplasm. The transcript has 9 exons. The coding region runs from base 711 to 2360 and encodes 549 amino acids.